Schistosoma margrebowiei is the source of this 408-nucleotide messenger RNA. The record is from the annotation of a GenBank genome assembly. Lineage: Eukaryota; Metazoa; Platyhelminthes; Trematoda; Strigeidida; Schistosomatidae.
AUGAAGGUGAUCGUUAAGUCGUUUGAUACCCGAGUCAUAGACACAAAUGACUGUCCAACUGCUGCAGAUCUAAAGAUUCUACUAGCAAACAAGGACAAUUUGCCACUGGAUAACUUGCAGUUAUACAACUGUGGAUCAUUAAUUAGUGAUUCUCAAUCUUUGGUAUCUCUGUCGAGUGACGCAUCUAUCGAUGUCGUUGUUCCGGCAUUAGGAGGUAAGGUACACGGAUCACUUGCGCGUGCUGGUAAAGUUCGUGGGCAAACCCCGAAGGUUGAAAAACAAGAAAAACGGAAGUCUCCACGUGGUAGAGCUAAGCGUAGGAUGCAGUACAACAAGCGAUUUGUAGCAGUUGUACAACAAACUGGUGGCAGAAGAAGAGGCCCGAAUUCUAAUGUAAAGUCAUCCUAA